Sipha flava (yellow sugarcane aphid) is the source of this 899-nucleotide messenger RNA. Its product is annotated as zinc finger protein 716-like. The record is from RefSeq and is a predicted model, not a curated record. Bases 247 to 876 code for a protein of 209 amino acids. Gene Ontology annotation, cellular component: nucleus. NCBI's taxonomy places the organism in Eukaryota, Metazoa, Arthropoda, Insecta, Hemiptera, Aphididae. The transcript has 4 exons.
UUCGAAUGUUGUAACAUACGUUCGCUCGUCAACACGUUUCGGCGAAAGAAUAUAUAUUGUGAGCGACCCGUAUUUAUUACAUACAUAAAUUUCAUAUAUAUUUCAUUGUUCAACUCUACACUUUAUUGAACUGCGAAAAAAAAUACGAGUUAAGCACCGACCAGAACCAUUUGUUAUACGUUCUAAAGGGUUUUUCAAUGGCACGUGAUGUGUUUGCGAUAAGUGAUUUAUUGACUCGUGUACUUCAUGGAGUCCGACGAAACGAGAAAGAAACGGAAAACAUUACACACGAACUACGCACUUAAAAUGUGCGAUAACUUCAAGCGGAAUUAUAAACGGAAUUUUAUAGGUGUUGUCGAUGAUUUAAAACCGUUGGAUUUAUCCGUAAGAAGUGCCUUGACACGUCAUGCCAAGUCGAAAAAACCGUAUAAAUUAUUCUGCGAAGUUUGCUCUAAGGGUUUUGAUCGGCCGUCGCUUUUAAAAAGACACAUAAGAACCCACACGGGAGAACGACCUCACGCAUGUACACAGUGCAACAAGGCAUUUUCUACAUCCAGUGCAUUGAAUACACAUAAACGCAUACAUAGCGGAGAACGACCACAUGCAUGUCCAAUAUGUGGUAAGACGUUCACAGCCAGUUCAAAUCUCUAUUACCACAGAAUGACUCACUCCAAAGUUAAGCCACAUAAAUGUAACACAUGUGACAAAUCAUACCCAACACCAGGAAACUUGCGGGCACAUAUGUCAUCACACUCUGGAGAAUGGACGUACUAUUGCAACUCCUGUAAUCGCGGUUUCAGUAAGAAAAUAAACUUAGAACGGCAUGACAAGACAUGCCGCAAACAUGUGAUGAAAACAUUAUCAUCUCUUCAAUAAUUAUCACUUUUUAGCAUUAAUAA